Molecule: messenger RNA, 1200 nt
Organism: Prosopis cineraria
Lineage: Eukaryota; Viridiplantae; Streptophyta; Magnoliopsida; Fabales; Fabaceae
Product: RING-H2 finger protein ATL2-like
Exons: 1
Coding region: 86-913 (275 amino acids)
Biological process (GO): protein ubiquitination
Source: RefSeq, a predicted model, not a curated record
CCACGUUAGUACAGCGUGAGUAAAGCAGAACAUCGUGUUAAAAUCCCAGUUCUUCUCCCCAUUCCCAUCCAACCCUAACUCUAACAUGGCCGCCGGCGACCAUCCCAAUCCCAAUCCCAAUCCCUUCAACGCCAACGGCAACGCCCUCACCGCCAACAUCCUCCUCACCAUCACUCUUAUCUUGUUCUUUCUCAUCCUCCUCCUCAUUUCCCUCCAGUUCUACGUCCGCUGGUACCUCCGCCGUGCCCGCCUCCGUCGACGCCAGCGCCGCCGUUCCUAUCUCGUCUUCUACGUCGACUCCCUCACCCCUAACGCCUCCCAGCCCAUCGGCCUCGAUCCUUCUGUCAUUCAGUCUCUUCCUGUCUUCGUUUAUUCCGCCCACUCCGACCCCGCGGAAUGCGCCGUGUGCUUGUCCGAGUUCCAAGAGAACGAAUCGGGUCGGGUUUUGCCCAAAUGUAACCACACUUUUCACGUCGAAUGCAUCGAUAUGUGGUUCCAGUCCCACUCAACCUGCCCGCUCUGUAGAUCUUUGGUUGAACCCGUGCCGCCUGGGGACCGCCCCGGACCGGAAGUGGUGAUUGAUGUGCGCGAACCGGGUUCGAGUUCGGGGUGCCACCAGGAUGGAGAAGAAGAGAACCGGAGCGGGCGGAGGCUCUGUAAUUCGUUGUCUUCGGUUGGGUUGAGGCGGAAGCCUUCGUCUGUGGGUGUGACAGUUGACGUGCCAUUGAGUAUGAGUAGAAGCUUCGGGAGAGAGGCGGAGGGGUCGAUGACGUCGCUUAGGUCACCGGGCGGUCGUUUACUAUCGUUCAAGAGAAUACUGAGCAGAGAGAGGAAAGCAAGUCCUCCAUCCCCAUCGUCGGAAAACUGUACCGCUGGAUGCAGCUCCGUGACCCAGAUAGAGACGAGUCAUUGAGUUGACUCGGAUACGCCGUGUAAUUAUGGGGUGACUUUCUGUCUAGCUUGGCUUGACAAGGAAUUUUUUUUUUUUUGGGGUCGCGGACGAUUAUUAUGAAUAUGAUAUUUUUUUAUUUGAUAUGAAUAUGAAUUUUGUUAAUUUUUUUUAUAAUUCGUUUUAGUUCUUUUUCCAUUUUUUGUAUAUUUACUAUUAAAUUGUAAAUCAAAUCAUAACAAAAAAUUAUAUUCUAAGUGAGCUGAUGUAACUAAGGUGGCUCAUACAAAUUUUUACAACUUACGUGGAUA